Molecule: messenger RNA, 9576 nt
Organism: Lymnaea stagnalis (great pond snail)
Lineage: Eukaryota; Metazoa; Mollusca; Gastropoda; Lymnaeidae
Source: the annotation of a GenBank genome assembly
GCCCAGAAGAAAUGCGAGCCAUGUUUGGAAAGUAUGGACCCAUCACAGAUGUCUACGUUCCUUUGGACUAUUAUACCAGACGUCCUCGUGGAUUUGCCUAUGUGCAAUAUCCUUAUUAUCCAUGAAGAGUUCUGGUUAUCAGACUAGUUGAAUAUAUGCCCUCUUUGGUGGCACUCUUUUUAUUACAGGAGUAGCAUUAUUUUUUUUUUAUAUAACUUGUUGGUAUUUUCAUUUGGCUGAACAUGUGAAAAAAAAUUUCACACACAUUUUCUUGGGAAGUUAAAAUUAUUCAGUUGUUUUGCUAAUAUUUGAACAGUCAAGACUUCGAAAAAUAAAAAAAUUGGUUCAUUUGCAAGGGUUAUUAAAGUGAACUGCUUUCGUUGGUUAGUUCAUAUGAGGUCUUGGUGUCACUGAAACCGUUAUCAGUAAUUUUAUUAUUACUGAUGCCUUUUCUUUUUUUAUUGUCAGAAUGCCAAGUGGUUUGAAAGUUAAAGCACAAGGCAAGCGAUUCCAUUGUUUAAUACUGGUUCAAUCAAGCCCACAAGACCAAGGUCUUUGCAAACAAGAUCAAAGUCUUUGCCUAUGGUCAAGUAGUUAUAUGGUCGGGAUCAAGGGAAGGGAAUAGUCUUAAAAGUAAAGAAUUAAAGCAAGCAAGAUUGCAUAGUAACAAGCAAGUAAACAAGAUACAGUGUUAACAAGUGGUAGGCAGUAACAGAUUGGAAGCUUUCAAGCAAGACAAGCAAGGCAUCUGUUUCAUCUAAUAUCCUAAGGCUUUGUGAGUAAAUAUGUUGUUUCACAGAAGCAGUCUAGUCAGAUAUAAGGCAAAAAAAAAAAAAAAAGGAAAAUGCAAUAAUCAUAAUGCAAAUUUGCAAGCUUUUAUAGUUUAAUUAGACUGUUUGUAUGGGAUUAGAUCGCAGGGUCAGUUGAGCAUUAAACUUUCAAGCAAAACAAGCAAGGCAUCUGUUUCAUCUAAUAUCCUAAGGCUUUGUGAGUAAAAAUGUUGUUUCAAAAAAGCAGUCUAGUCAAAUAAAAGGCAAAAAAAAAAAAAAAAGGAAAAUGCAAUAAUCAUAAUGCAAAUUUGCAAGCUUUUAUAGUUUAAUUAGACUGUUUGUAUGGGAUUAGAUCGCAGGGUCAGUUGAGCAUAUAUACAUAGUUUUUUUUCGUUUUUUUUUUCAUUGUCCUGUUUUAUGGUAUUAACUUUUAAUAAACUCAAUUUGUCCUUGAAUCUAUCAGGCUUUUCAACAUAAAGCUAUGAUGUUGGAUUGUCAUUGCAUUCAAUUAGCAGUUCUCGCUUCAGUUCAGGGUUUUGGUUUUGCAUGCUUACCUCUUAAAAAUUUGAAGUGUCAUUCUAAACUGCAGAUUGCAUCAGUCCCAGCUUUUUAUGGAAAUUAUAUAGUUAUGGAAUAGUCAGAUUAAUUUUCUAGUUUUGGUCACUGUUUUACAUGUUAUGCCAAACGCAAACUCAUAUACUCAUUAGGCUUUGGGCGUGGUUUUGAUUGACUGGCUAAACAUUGUUUAUUUUUUUGUUUUAUUACUUGCAUUUUUGGGGUUUGGGAGGGUUGUGUAUAAUCCUUAACUAGCACACAUUUGAAGAUCCUCGGGAUGCUGAUGAUGCACUGUACCAUCUGGACAGGACACGAUUUUAUGGAAGAGAGUUGGAGAUUGAGUUUGCAAGAGGUGAUAGGAAAUGUACGUAUUUUAUAAUUGAUUUAAGUCUUUUUUUUUUUUUUCUGUUAUGGUAGUCAAUGUUUUAAGUAAAUUUACUGAUAUUAACGUAAGGAUUUUUAGUAAUGAGAUUUUUAAAUAAACGCUGUUUAAAUGAAUAGUGCCUUAGCAGUAUAGAUGAAUUUGAUGCAGAAAUAGAUACCGUAAUAGAAAUGAAAAGCAUUUUAUUCAAGAGUUCAAUAUCUGGAUGUCCAGCUAGAUGGGCAUGACAAUGAUAGUUCUGACUGGGCUGAACAAUUAUUUGACUUUGAAAAAUGUGUAGCUGGAGCAUAUGAUUACUUUGAUUUAAUCAUCCCUGAGACGUGCUAUGAAGUAUUGGCAUUGCAGACUAAUAUGCAUAUAGAACAAAGACAUACUAUCACUGUUGAAAGACAUCAUGCUAGAUUACAUACAAAAAUAAACAAUGGUGCAAAUUGUUCAAAUGACAAGCAAAAGAUGGCAACUGAAUUAUUUUGAAUGUGAUUUUUAUUCAUCAUAAACAUUUAGCAUUUGUUAAAAUUUUAUACUGGUAUCACAUAAAUAAUUAAAAGUGUUUUGAUUAAUAGUUUAAAAGAAUGGAGAUAUUUCCCUUUUCCUAGUGCGGUACCGUACUUAAUUCCUAUUCUACUGAAAGAGCUAAUAACAAAAGAUAUUAAAAACAUUUAGAAUUCUACACAUAUCUAGUAUCUAGCUUUUGAGAAAAGUAAAUUUUUAGCCAAGCUCUAUGGCAGGCCUGCACAACAUACUUUGCGGCCUGUGAAGUAACGAAAUAUUCUUUAUUAUUAUUAUUAUUAUUAUUCUUAAACCCCCCCCCCCCCCCCCCUAUAUAAUCUUUCGGCCCCAAGUUUUUGAUAAAGUAUUACAGCCCGCCUUACAUUUUGAGUUGUGCAGGCUUGCUGUGGGAGUUAUUUUGCUAGUUGCCUGGAUGAACUAACGGAAUAGACGUGCUGCAGUUUAAGCUAAAGGGGGUAUUGGCUUCUAAAUUGGUUAAAAUUGUUGUGUAGGAUACUUUGCAUAAAGUUCUGGCAAAGUGUCUUUUUGAUUUCCAUUUUGAUAAGUUUCAGUCCGCAGCUCUUUUUUUUUUAAAAUGUAAUCUCUCAGAAUAAAUCUUUGUUUUCCUAUAAAUAUGAUUUCAAAAUAAUCCUCAUUUUGGUAUUUUUCAGCACCUGGUCAAAUGAGAGGUAAAGAAAGGAGCUCACGGCGAUCUCCUUAUUCAAGAUAUGAUGAUUAUGAUCGCAGACGCAAUCGUUCAAGGAGUCGCAGUCCACGGUAAGAUAAUUUUGCGAUUUUUUUUACUCAUAGCCCCUUUAGAUACAUUGUCCAUUAAUGUUUUGAGUACUUGCUAUCUAUUUUUUCAGGUGUGCUAGCCGAUGACCACUAAUGUUAGUGCUUGUUUCAGUUUCAGAACUAAGAUGACAAAUCUGGUAAAUUUAUUUGCAUUAAAAUUGUUUCAGGUACAGAUCUUAUUCGAGAAGCCCAUAUUCCAGUAGGUGAGUGUAAAGGAGUGGAUAAUCUUUCUGCCAAGUUCUCAUUCUUGCUGAUUUUAUCCGAUUGUUGGCAGCACCAACUGUGUCCAUUAUAUUUUACUGUGUUCCCAUGUCAUUUUGAUGAAGGUUAUGUUUAAACUUUUAUCGUCUUGUUAUAUGCUUUAAUUUGUACAUUUUGUUGGGGUGUUAUUUUUACAAUUUUCUAGUUAUAUUCUUGUGUUUUCAGUAAUGCUAAGGCAUUUAAUUAUGAUUCAGAUGUUAAGCAUUUUGACAAACUAUUAUUACAUAAUUUUUAUAUUUUUUCAUAACAAUUUCAGAAACCGUUCACAUUCAAGAAGUCCAUACAAAAGUAGCAGGUGAGUAUGUGGCAUAAGAAUUAGGGUUAUUAUUGAUUUUAGUAAUGCAGAUAAUAGUUUUAUUGCCCAUUCAUUUAUAAGCCAAGUUUUUGCGGUAAAAGCCUGAAAAGUUGAUGUCAGCAAUACAGUACUCGCCAAUGUCUAUCUAGGAUGAUAUUAUGUUCGUGUUAAAACAACUUUAUCUUUGUUUUUAUUCUAUGUAGUUAAAAUGGCAUCAAUUAAAAAAUGUUGGAAAAAAGUGUAACACCUGACAUUUUAAAAUAUCAUUUAGUUAACCCUUUACAGUCUGAUGCGCCCAUUUAUUCCAUAAGCCUACAGCCCAUUGCGGCAAAACCCGCCCGUUUCGAGGUUGUUUACUUUCGUUCUUAGCAUAGCGGAAAUCCAUUGCGCUUUACUAUUUAUAGUUCUACCGGAAGAAAGCCUUGUUUUUGGCAUUUUUUUAAUAAUAGUUUGAAUGUGGUGGGGUUAGGGGCUCAUUUUCUACGAUAUUUUGAAAAGAUGUUUUUUUUUUUCCACUUUAAAUGGCUUUCCAGGCAAUCGAUAAAAUUUUGAAAAAGCUUAGGCCUAAUAAAGCUUCAUUAUUUCAUGAUUUUAGCAGUGAUUAUGAAGAAUUGGAUAGAGACAUUAAUUUAAAUGACACUACUAGUGAUUUUGAUUCAAGUGGAUAAGAUAAUAGUAGUGAAAUCGAUGAAAAUGGACCUAUAAUCAAUUCCACUACAAUUACAAAUAAUCACAAAGAUCAGGAAUGGUCUGCGAAUUUUUCAAGCAUCCAACUGUUCCCAUUCAUAGAGCAAUCGGGCCCUAAGCAUAAUUUGCCUGAGGAUGCAGUUGCAUAUGAUUUGUAUAGAAAGACCUGUUGAAAGUCAAAUUUCUAAUUGGUAUUUUCUCAUUUGUAAUCUAAAAAAUUAAAAUUCUUUUUUUUUUUUUGUCAAGAUGUAACUUUUCUAUACCCAGUUUGCUCCAGUGAGAUCAAGAAGUUUUUUUAUAUAAAUAUGUUUGGGAUCCAUGACAAGCCUGAAGUUGACUCAUACUGGUCUCUAGACCAAAGACUUAAAGUUCUAGCCGUAGCUGACAUUAUGGGUAAAAACCGAUAUAAGAAAAUAAGUCAAUAUUUGCAUCUAAAUGAUAACAAAGCUAUUGCUAAGGGGCAGCCAGGCUAUGAUCCUCUAUUUAAAAUUAGACCCCUUCUGGACAUUAUAACAAAAAACGGUCAGGAAAAAUUAUUACCCAGGAAAGGAACUGAGCAUUGAUGAGGCUAUGAUAAGCUUCAAUGGGAGAUUGUUUUCAAACAAUGCAUAAAAGCCAAACCAACUCCAUGGGGCAUCAAAGUUUGGUGCAUUGCUGACCCCCGCAAUGGGUAUAUGUGUAAUUUUAAAUUUAACACCGGCAAAGUAAAUGACCCAAUGGCAUAGGCCACCACGUCUUCUUUACUGUGGGAGGACCAUAUUUAGAAAAGGGUCACCAUUUUUACUUUGACAAUUACUUUUCAAGUGUCAAACUUGCCGAGGAUUUGCUGACUGAACGCUCAUUCUUGUGCAACAAUAUGCACCAACGGGGAGGGGUGACCACUACGCGCAGAAAAGAUGAAAGGUGGGGAUGUAUGCUGUUUGCAGAGAGGCAGGCUACUGGCAACGACUUAGUGUGACAAGUGUCCAUUUUGUGCACAAAUACACAGAGUGGUGUCGAAACAGUGAGUAGGAGAACUAAGGAAAGGUACAGAGAUGUUGCUAUUCCUCACCCUAUCCUCACCUACAACAGGCAUAUGGGUGGUGUGGAUUUGGCUAACCAGUACAGAUCCUACUACCUUGUAAUCCAAAAAAUUGUGGAGGUAUGGUCUUUGGUUUCUAAUAUAAGUAGGAAUUAUUAACACCUUCACUAUUAUGAAGGAGACCAUGAAACCCUCCACUCCCAAAAUAAAAGGAAAUAAUCCAGCCUCCAAUCAUCUCCAGUUCUGCCUAGACUUACUAUCAGUAUUGGUAGGCUCUUUAGCUCAUCAGCAGCUAAGGAGAAACACUGACAUAGUUUCUGUUGCAGCAAUAGCGCAGCCAUCGUCCUCUAAGCAUGAGACUUUCUGGAGAAAAAAGUUGUGCCACUUCUGCAGCAAGACCAGUAAAAAAAGCAACAGUAGGAGGGCCCCCAGAAACUGCUAUUUUUGCAAAUUUCAUCUGUGCAAGGGUGCCUGCUUUGCAGAGUUUCACCAGAGACUGGAAAAUAGAAUAUAAUUUGAUUGACAGAGGACAACAUGCAGAAUAUUAUUUUUUCCUGGAUUUUUUAAUAACAAAACUGUUUUGAUUUCACCUUGUCAAUUUCACCAACAAUAUAGUAUGUCCAUUUAUCUGUAUUUAGGUAUUUUUAAUUUAAUUUUAUUGCUUUUAGUUUAUUUUCUGUAAAUUAAUUAGAUAAAGAACCUUGAUUUAAAAUAGUUAUGUCCCUUUGCUUGGUCGCAGGGAGUAGAAAAGCUUGGACUGUAAAGGGCUAAAAGCAGUUGUUUAUUACUAUUUAAAGCUUCUAGUAAUGUAUUUGAAUCUUAGAGUGGAGUCUACCGUAGACUGGUCCUCAGUGAUUAUAACAUUUACUCCAUUCCAUCUGUGCUUAUCGUUUCAGCGUUUUAAAUGGUUUUUUAAAAGUUUUCUUUCGAGUGUUAUGUGUUUAAUCAGAGUUGACUGACAAUCUUGUGUUUUUAAUCAUUCGUCUAAUGGUAAAGACUUCAAACUUAUUCUUAUUAGUCUUUAGUGUGAUGUUAGCUAACAUUAGUGUGGUAAGAUUAAUUUGAGUUCAAGAGUGUACGUUAACAUUUUUUAAUAUACUAUACAUGCUUUAAGUGGCUACAUACACAUGUUGUUAUUGUGGAAUCAUAGUUUUAUUAGUUUAAGUUGAUAAUUACAUGUUUUGAAAAAGAUUUUGAGUGUCUUCAGUAUACUCUCUACAGCUUGUAUACUAGGCUAUAUACGAGUACGGGUACUUAAAUCUCCAUGUUUUCACCCAUUUUGCUGUCCAUAAAGUUUUCAGCCGGCUUUUUCAGAAUCAGAAUAUGAUAGAGAUAUAUAUGCUUUCUAUAUGUCAAAUGAAAUAUCAAUAUGGUGGUAAAAAUAUUCCAAUUUCUUGAAUAAACGCUGAGCCACAAACGUUCAAGAUCAAAACUGAUGUUUUUUAUUUAAAAAAUUGUUUAAAAUAAAAUUUUCAAGCACAUGUUAAAACAAAAAAGCAGUUGCAAGAUAAAGACUUCAACCCUAUUCUUAUUAAAAUUUUAUGCUUGUAACAGUGCUAGAAGUUUGUUAAUUAUUUAAACACAUUUUUUUCUUCAAUUUGGACUACCUAAUUACAUUGAUUGUUGAAGCUAAUCUAAGGUGUCAAAGUUAACUUUUGAAAAUUUGGCAUAUUUAUUUUUUAUAGAGAUAACUUCAUUUCAUUCAUGUUUAUAAUCAUUCUACUUAUUGUGCCAUAUGUUAGUCAGCUUACAUUUUAGUUAUGGUAGCUCAAAACAUUUCUUUCUUUUUUUUCCCCAGACGAAGCCGUACCAGGAGCCGAACACCAAAACGAGACAGGUAAACAAAGUUUAAAACUUAAUCGUGAACCAGUAACAGAAACAUUGCAAAUCCCAUCUACAUGCAUAGGAGCCAAAAUGAUCAAUAAAUUGAUCGUGGGCCCUUAAGAUAUAGAAGAAGAAGAAGAGAUUGUACUGCGUAAUAUUUAUAAGUCCUUUCAGUAAUCUCAUCAUGAGAGGUCCGUUUUUAAAAAUGUUUUAUGAUAAUCUUUUAGCAAAGAUUUUAUUUACCUUUAUUUUUUAUUUACCUCAAAGGCAAUAAGUUAACAUUCAGAUGAUAGAUCAAUUAAUUUUUACACAUUAGAAAACAGGUUUUAACUCGGAUGCUCACUUUGAGAAUGAGAGCUGUCCCUUGUCUUUUGAGAAAACAUUAAAUCCCUUUCAGGGGUGUAUUGCUUAUUAAGAAAUUACUUUCAGUACCAAGCAAAGAGUAAAAGAGAAAUAGUUCUAUUUUGAGUAUAAGCUACUGACUUAAAAAAUAAAAAUCAAUCUUUCAUUCAGUUGUAAAUUAUUAAUUUUUACUGAUAAUUUAAGGGAAAAUGUGAAGUUGUGAUUAGAAUAAAUCUACAUUAGUAACAGAUACACCUGAGAAGUUUUCUAUGUCAAUUGAAUGCUCUUGGUUAGACCAGUCAGAUCUAUCAUCGUUUUUAUCUUCUGACCCAUCUGGGAAUUCAAAUUAUGUAAUCACUUUUAUUUAUAUUAUAAUUCUGCACCUGCUUCUGCAUUAAUUUCAACACAUACAACCAACAUUCUUGCAGUUUGAAGCGAUCUAGAAGGGCAUACCCCAUUAAGCUAAGAUCUUCUUCGUCAAGGAAGCACUAGUUUCAAAAUCAAAAUUGCCUUAAGUCUAGUCAAAUCAAGCAUACAUCCGCCAAACUCUUAAGGAAACAGAGCUUGGCAGUGCCUGUUUAUAAAUAGGUUCUUUUUAACUUUGUAAUAAGAAGGUUGCCUCCAAUGGACAAUGUUGUUUACUGCGGGAUUGGUCAAAUUUUAUUAUAGAUAAGUCGCAAAACAAGUUGUUAAAUCAUUGUUUUCAUUUAAAUCCAUUUAAUACAAUUCCAAUAAAGGAAUUCUGUGUUGAUUUUGCAAUCUAGAGGAGGGGGGGGGGGGGCGCCUCUCCAGCGUCAGACAUUAUUGCGGUCUUAAAAAUUGAGCGACUUUUACACCUCAUUAGUAACAAAGCAAGCCCUGAAAAAAGCACACAAACAUUAAGUUAAUUUAUAUUUCCCCUUUACUAAUGUACAUUAAAUAAUUCCCAUUUUUAAUGACUAUUUUGCUAGCGGCUGCCAAUUAUAUCUGCAUUGACACCACAAAAGGGAUUUAACAGCAGAUAAUGACAGUUACAGGGUUACAUCAAUGGACUGAGAAAUUACUGUUAACCUGCGUUUGAUAAUAAAUUCCCUUUGUUUUUUAAUUACAGGAGAACAUACAGCCGUUCAAGGAGUCGAUCUGCAUCUUAUGAUAGAAAAAAGGAAAAUGGGUAUGUUAAGUACGUAUACAAAAAUCAUUCUUAGAUUUUAAUUUUUUGGGAGCUUAAAAAUAAAAUCAUUUUUCUAAGUUUGAAGUGAUUUUAACAGAAUUUUUUAAAUGCCAUUGUAAUUGAAAUGGUCAUUAGGUCAUUAAUUAAAUCAAAUUUGAAUCGGCAGUUCUCGAAGUCGUUCAAAGACAAGAUCACCCGCAAAGUCUGACAAAGAGGAGAGAGAAGAGUCACCCACAGAAUAAUUUGUUCACAAAAGAUUUUAAUUCAUUUUCUCAUAUUCAUAUGUAUGUUUAACUAUAACCUUAACUCAUUUCAAUGGUUUUUAUUUUUACGAUUGUCAUCUUACUUCAUGUUUCACCUUGAAUUGUUAGGAGCCAUUUGAAAGAUUUCAAGUUUCCAAAAUAUAUUCACCCAACUAAAGUCAGUCAGUUUGAUUUGUAAAACUGUUCUAUAUUUCAGUUUGUAUCUGGCUCGAUCCUAAAGAUUUGAAGUUGAAUCAUGGUUUUAAGUCUGCUUCAAAUGAAGGACAAGAUAGUAAUGAUAGCUAAAAAUGUUUUUUUAUUUUGUAUAGAAAAGUUACAUCUUGACCAAAAAAAAAGAAUUUUAAUUUUUAAGAUUACAAAUGAGAAAAUACCAAUUAGAAAUUUGACUUUCAACAGGUCUUUCUAUACAAACACUUUGACUUAAAACACAACUUAAUUGUAAUGUAACAAAGUUGCAUUUUGAUUUUGUAAACCAUGCAAAAGUAAAUAAAGUGUUUCCUCAAUUUUUGUUUCAUUCAAAUGGUAAUUGUUUCAAAACAUGUGUACAUUAAAAAUAUUGCUGCCAAAACAGUGUUUGAGUUUGAACAAAGUUAAAUUAUUACAAUAAUUAAACUUAAACAUGUACAAAGGGUCAAGUCACCUUUCAAUCCUUGAAAAUUUCUUAAAGGAAAAAAAAAUCCCAUUUGUUAAAGCAAGAAUGGUUUACACAACAAAGACAUUACAACAAAGACAUUAUCAUUAU